AUGCCGCUCUGUGCUGUACUGACAUGUAAAUCAAGGUCAGACUGCCCGAGCGGUUCCUCUUCACGACUCACCUUCCAUCCGUUCCCAACCAAUGAAGAAAUAAGAGAGAAGUGGAUUGAUAUGACCGGUCGUGACGACUGGACCCCAACAAGGAACGAUUAUAUUUGCUCUAAGCACUUCAGAGAUACUGAUUACUUCAUCAAGCGUUCAGGCAACCGUUACCUGAAGACUGCUGCAAUUCCCUGCGAGUAUGUCGUCUACCGUGACCUGCCGCCUAUUGAAGACAUCCCAAGCACCUCUCGAGGAGUGAACCGGGAGGCGGUGGCACGCGACGAGCCUUUACCGCAGUUGAGCCGUGACUCCUCCCCUGAUCUCUCCCUUCCGAUCCAGGAAGCCGACACCACAUUCUCCGAAGACUUGGACAUUGACUGUAACGAGAAUGAUCUCGCUGCUUGGACGGCGUUCCAGCCGGAAAGCUUCUUUGCUCCUCCCACACCGAGCCCGGUGCUUGAUCGGCGUUCGUCUGCUGAAGCUGAUUCUAGCAGUUUUGAGGAGAAAUUCAGAGGACGAGCGAAAAAGGCGAGAAGGUCCAGGCGAAGGAGUCGCCCAUCUACCUCGCAGCGUCGGUCGCGAGAGCCGAUCGCAACGACAGAACCACAAGGUGAAGUAAGAUCAUCAAGCGAAGAAUGA
Spodoptera littoralis (African cotton leafworm) is the source of this 690-nucleotide messenger RNA. NCBI's taxonomy places the organism in Eukaryota, Metazoa, Arthropoda, Insecta, Lepidoptera, Noctuidae. The record is from the annotation of a GenBank genome assembly.